Messenger RNA from Trichobilharzia szidati, 2572 nucleotides. The record is from the annotation of a GenBank genome assembly. NCBI's taxonomy places the organism in Eukaryota, Metazoa, Platyhelminthes, Trematoda, Strigeidida, Schistosomatidae.
UUGGAUUCACAAUUGUUUUAAGUGAACGGACAAAGAGAUUUAUAACUUAUUUGACAGUUACAUAUCAUCAUUAUAUUUUUAAAUAAUCACAUACACAUAAAUAAUAAACAUGUCACAUCGACGUGAAGCAGGUGCUGUUCCACCAUGGGUUAUUCCAGAAGAACAUGCACGUUGUUCACCUAGAAAUAAAAUAAAUCAACAAUCCACAGUGGAAAAGUCUCCGUUGAAUCAAGUGGAAAAUGUUAAUAAUAUUAAUAAUAAUAAUUCAAAUUGUAAAGUUAAUAUGGCAGCCGGAGACUCUAAUUCACAACAAACACCUAAAGCAAAAAAAGAACAAGUUUAUAUUAUGGGUGGACAGUUGGUGAAUAGUGAUCAUAUACAAUAUGCUGACAUACUGAUUGAAGAUGGUAAAGUUGUUUCAACAGGUAAAAAUAUUCAAGUUGGAUCAGAUGCAUUAACUAUCGACGCCAGUGGUAUGUUAAUUAUGCCUGGGGGAAUUGAUAUGGCAACCUAUCUGGUGCAAGAUGUUCAUUCAUUGGAUAAAGAAGCUUAUUUAAAUGUUACAAAAGAAGCCUUAAUCGGAGGAACAACAACAAUUGUUGAUACAAUUUUAUGCCCAAAAGGUUCAUCAGCUAUUGAACUUUUAACAAAGUAUAAAAGUACAAUGAAAGAUACAAAAUUGUGGUGUGAUAUUAUCAUACGAAUUGGUUUCUUAGAAAUUCAUGAAAGUCAAUUAAACGAAAUAGAUGAUUUAACUAGAAUUCAUGGAAUUAAUUCCUUUUUGUUUAUUAUUGAUCCAGUUGAAAUGAAUAAAACAAACAAAGAUUCUGUGUUAAUUACAAAUUUGUUAGCAGCCCUAGAAAAGUGUAAAGAAUCCGGUUCAAUUGUAUUCAUUAAAUCCUAUUUGAAAACCUCAAAUUUGGAUAAUAAAGAUGAUCUGGAAUUAAAAUCAAUUGAAAAAAUCAUCUUCCUUGCUAAUACAGCCAAUUGUCCUGUUGUCAUUUCCUCGCCAAAUGGAUUGAAAACAAUAGAAGAAGUUAGUGAGGCAAGACGUCGGAUACCACCAGCACAUAUGACAGUCUGCUGUACGCCUAAUGCAUUACAACCGACAACGACAAAGGGACAGCAGUAUGCAAACAGAUUUCUAUCCCGAUUAACCAAUGGUGAUAUUACAUUGAUUUCAAGUGAUCAUUAUGGUGUCAAUUCAAGUGAUACAAUUGGAAAACGAUUAACAACAAUCUGGGAAGUUGGUGUGCCAUCUGGAUGGUUGGAUGCUACAUCUUUUGUCAAUAUUAUCUCCGCAAAUGCAGCACGUUAUCUUGGCUUAUAUCCAAGCAAAGGUUGUCUCUCUCCUGGAUCAGAUGCUGAUUUAAUACUAUGGCCAUCUGAUAGUAUAACCCGCUGUGGUGUUGGAAAACCCACACUGGUUAUACAUCAUGGUAAAUUAAUUGUACACGAGGGUAAAUUGAUUGACGCUAAUAACACUACCAGUAAUAAUACUCUUCUGAAGAUUACACCAAUCAAUAAACUCAGUGAAUUCCAAUCAAAUCAACCGUGUGGCUUAUUGAAGACAGGGAAAACAUUUCCACCAACUAUCUAUGGUUUGGUGAAAGCAUCUGAAAGAUUGCGUAAAAGAAAUCAAAUGCCAAUAGAUCGUGAACCUUGGACAAUGAACAACUUAAAUGAAGCGCUAUUGAAUUCACAACAAUCUUCAAAUACACUAAAUAAUGGUACAAAUAAUAAUGCAAUUGUAACGCCUAAUUCAAACGAUGAACAGAAAAUCACAGAUAAAGUACAAAAUUCAACGUCAUCACUGAAUGUACGCACAAUCCAUGGGCAUAGAGAUUUACACGCAUCUGGAUUCUCAUUAAGUGGUGCUCAAGUUGACGAUGAUCAACCACUACGAACAGGGAUACGUACACGACAGACAAGUGAAUCAAGAAAUCCAUUAUGGUAGACUAAUAAUAUUUCCUGAUUUUUAUUGACUAAUUUGAUCGAUCGAUCGAUUGAUUGACUGAUAUAUUGAUUGAGUGAUACCAUAGACAGAUAGAUAACAUUUUUAUUCAUCUCUUACAUUCACUUUCAUAUACACCUCUAUCUACCUUCUUAUUCUUCACUACUCACUCACUUACUAACACCCACUGCUCGUCCACUUCAUCCACCUCGUCUAUUCAUCAUUCUUCUUAUAUAAAUCAUCACAUCAACAUGAAAUAAUCACACGUCUUGAUUAUAUAUGUAUACGUAUAUAUAUGUAUUGAGAUAAACACGACAUAUACAGCAGAAACUUGCAAGCAUAUAUAUAUGGAAAGAUUAUAUAUAUAUAUAUAUAUAUAUAACAUUAUUACUCACGAUAAUAAUAAUAAUAACGAAUUGAAUAUAUUCACACAAAGUGCAUUCACCUCUGUUUUACAUGUGUUACCAAGCGGGAAAAUAAGUAGUAUCGUAUGUAUAUAUAUAUGUUUAGACAAAUAUAGUUUAGAAAAUGUCCGUAAUCACGAUUAUGCAUUGAAAACACCAAUAACAAAAGACUUUUUAAAAAAAAUGCACAAUAAUCCACCUGUUUUACCUGAUU